AUGGCAAAAAUUCUUUUAACUUUGUUUUCUUUGGCUCUAAUUUUAGGCCAAACAAAUGCAGUUAUUCAAUGUGGUACUGAUGUUAUACCAAAAGUAAUUUCUUGUGGAGGUUUUAUACUAGGUGAUGAUGCAAAACCUAGCCAAGCUUGUUGUGUUGGAUUGCAAGAUUUGGCUAAAAUAGCAUCUGCCUCACAACCAGACCGCAAAGAUAUUUGCUUGUGCUUCAAAGCUGCAAUGCAAGGUUCCAAAGUGAACUAUACAAAAGCUAAACAACUUCCUGAUCUAUGUCACUUCACUCCCUUUAUGCCAAUGGUACCUAAUCCUGAUUGCUCCAAGGUUAUUUGAAGAAGUAGAAGGAAAAUCAUACACAAUGUAGAAGAGAUGUAGUCUUCUACAAGAAUGAUGAUCGAUGUUUUUCAAUAAAAUGUUGUCAAUUUUAUUUAAUGACAAAAUUGUCAUCUCUAUUUUAACUAAAUAAAUGAUAGAAAAUCAAUUUUAAAAA
Messenger RNA from Solanum verrucosum, 502 nucleotides. Its product is annotated as non-specific lipid-transfer protein C, cotyledon-specific isoform-like. Bases 1 to 345 code for a protein of 114 amino acids. Gene Ontology annotation, molecular function: lipid binding. The transcript has 2 exons. The record is from RefSeq and is a predicted model, not a curated record. Gene Ontology annotation, cellular component: membrane. Lineage: Eukaryota; Viridiplantae; Streptophyta; Magnoliopsida; Solanales; Solanaceae. Gene Ontology annotation, biological process: lipid transport.